UCAAUCCGUUGCGAGUUCAUUGAUAUUGAAGGCCCCGCCUCCCUUCCUCAUCCCGUAACUGUGGCCAGCGAGAGGCACUGAGCUGACGAGCUCCAUCGACCCGGUUCCUUGUCGCCUUGCUGCUCUCGCUUCCAUGGCCACAAGCAGCAGUAGCACCAAAACGAGCUGAAGCGAACAGAGUACAACCACCUUGUCCUCAGAUCUCCCACCCUGUUGCCUCCCUCCGAUGGGAAGCGCCGACGAAACGAAGCCGUUUAUCCUCUCCGACCCACUUCUCCCCUCCGCCCCAUCCUCCGCCGUCGCACUCGCAGCCGAGGAAGACGAACAGUACCCACCAAUUAUCUACAACCACGGUCACCGUCCUCUUCGCGAUCUCCCUUUCCUCAUCCUAUUCAUCCUCCUCAUUCUCUCCACCUUCGUCCUGGGCAUCGUCGCAUCCGUCCGCCGAAACCCUAACCGAGCUCACGCUUCUUCUUUCAUCUACGACCCAAUCUCGUCCUCUUGUAUUCCUUCGUCUUCCACUUUUUUCUCGACCUUCAAUUCACUCUCUCUUGUCUCUUUUUCCUCCUCCCAUUUCCUCCGAGAUCUCAUCUGGACUCUCGUCAUCACUCUGUUGCUCGCCUUGCCGAUCGUUUUCGCCCUUUUAUCCCUCCUUCGUCAUUUCGCCAAACAAGUAGUGUACUCCUCCAUUCCCUUCUUCGUCCUUACCCCGAUCUUCCUCAAUGUGUACUGGUUCGUCGCUUGUCAAAUCGGCGUCACUUGUCGCGAUUCCUUUCCCCUCGCCUACCGCAUCCUUGUACUCAUCUUCGUCUUCUUCCUCAUCGCGAUCGUUGUUUGGAUCAUCUUCUCCAAUUGGCACCGCAUUAAACUUACGGUUCAUAUUCUCCGGAUAGCUUCAGCUGCGCUUGUCAGCAACAUGCUGUUGCUCGGUGUGCUUCCGUGUCUAAUGUUGGGAUUGCUGGUGUACUUUGUGCCGAUUGUUGUGUUCUUGGUGCUUGUGACUUUUAAUGGGAGUAUUGUACCAAGGGAGGGUGAUGAUGGUUUGUAUUCUUGCAAGUGGAAGCAAGAUCGUUGGGUGCCUGCGUACUUUGCAUUGGCCAUAAUUACAAUGUUAUGGAGCUUUGCGACUAUGUUAGAAGCGAAGGUUUAUGUGACUAGUGGAACAGUUGCUCAAUGGUACUUCUCCAUGGAGGGGGUUAAGCCCCGUAACAGCAUAAGGAAUUCUUUGAGAAAUGCUUUUGGCCCCUCCUUUGGUACGGUAUGUUUUUCAGGAUUGGUACUAGGUGUGGUUCGUUUUGUACGGGCUAUUGUAGAUAGUGCCAGAAGGGAAGAUAUUGCUGUAGGCUUUAUAAAACUACUACUUCGGUGUUGUGCCAAUUUUUUGCUCACUGCAUUUGACUUUCUCAAUAAAUUCACCAUAAAUUUUGCUGCAAUAACGGGUGAAAACUACUGCUCUGCUGCAAAGAUGACAUAUGAGCUUUUGAGACGAAAUCUUCUCUCUGCUGCUUUUGUGGAGACUGUGUCAACUCGAAUUCUCGUUGGAUUAAUCUUUGUCAUCUCUACGUUGUAUGCAAUUGCCGCUUUUGCAAUUUUGAAGGCUAUCAAUGAUCUCGGCACAGAGACGUACUACAUUGCAGUUCUGGCGUGGCUGCUUCUCAUGAUUGUGCUGGGCUACUUCAUCCAUGUGCUCGAAAAUGUUAUCGACACUAUAUACAUUUGUUAUGCCAUUGAUAGGGACAAAGCCGAAGUUUCUAAACAGGACAUUCACGAGGUUUUUGUUCUGCUUCCUCUCAGCAGAAACCACAGGUCAUCUCUAGACUCCAGAACUCCUUUCUUAGCGUGAUUAUGUUUUAUUUCUGAGUCCUUUGCAUCAGCAUUUGGGAUAAUGAGGUUUAACGAGGUCAGUUUAUUCACUACAUAUUUAAUGAUGAUUAAGGUUUUGUUUGGGACGGCUUUUUUGCUGCUUCUUAAACAGUUUUUUAGUACAAAAUUUUUCAUUUUUGUAUUAAAAAGCUGUUUUAAGAAUCAGGAAGAAAGUCGUCCCAAACGAACCGACCCAAAGAUAGACGAUGCUUGCUUCCCAGCGAUUGUAUCAUAUGGUUUGUUCCUUCUCCAUAUUUUGUAGAGAAUUUGUAAAAUGUAAUUUUGAUUAUUUUUAUUCUAUGAGGAUGAAUUAAUAUCACAUUUCCUUGCGUUAUGCUACUCUUGUAAA
Messenger RNA from Dendrobium catenatum, 2212 nucleotides. RefSeq names its product choline transporter-like protein 2. Lineage: Eukaryota; Viridiplantae; Streptophyta; Magnoliopsida; Asparagales; Orchidaceae. The record is from RefSeq and is a predicted model, not a curated record. Gene Ontology annotation, molecular function: transmembrane transporter activity. The transcript has 3 exons. Gene Ontology annotation, biological process: transmembrane transport. Gene Ontology annotation, cellular component: membrane. Bases 227 to 1843 code for a protein of 538 amino acids.